AGCAAACUUCUCUCGAUAUGCACGAACAGCUGUUCCUCUCAACCUGGAUGCAUUCGCGCUCCUAGUCUUCAAAAUUCCCGCCACAUUUCAGUAGUUGUUCAAAAGUUCGUGGCGUCUGUCCGUGAAAUAACAGGAAUUUAUUAUAUUAACGCCGGCAAAAACACGUACCCCACACAAUGCCGCGGAGGAAGCAACCCCAAAUGAACGGAGCGCCAGCCGCCAAAAUCCCACGUGUACCGUUGACACUUCCGAUCCCUGAACGGCCGAAACGUUCGGCCAAAUUACUGGUCUGCGGCCAAGGGGACAUGGGGCAACUAGGACUUGGCGAAGACAAAAUGGAAAGCAGGUUUCCCACGGCCGUAGCCAGCUUGUCGGACAUUGUGGACUGCUGCGCGGGAGGAAUGCACAGUUUAUGCCUGACACAAACUGGAGAUAUUUACUCGUUCGGGUGCAACGACGAGGGAGCAUUGGGUCGCGAUACGUCCGAGGAUGGUUCCGAGUUUGAACCACGGAAAAUGGACUUGCCCGGCCAGGCUGUGAAAAUCUGCGCGGGAGACUCGCACUCGGCAUGUUUGCUGGAAGAUGGACGUGUGUUCGCCUGCGGUUCAUUCCGUAACUCACACGGAAACAUGGGUCUCACGCUGGAGGGAAAUAAGUGGAGACCUGUUAAUAUCUUGCCAGGAGUCGAGGCGCAUGAUAUAUCGUCCGGUGCUGAUCACUUGGUGAUAUUGGCUUGCAACGGAAAUGUGUUUACGAUUGGAUGUGCCGAACAAGGCCAAUUGGGACGGGUGCCGCUAAGGGAUGCCGGUGGAGAUUCGCGACGAGGGAAAGAUGAACUGCUCAACCCACAAACGAUUCAUGUGAAACACAAGAAGCAGUUCGAUUCGAUUUGGACAACUAUUUAUUGCACCUUUGUCCGGAAAAACAAAGAAGGCGACGUGUACGCAUUUGGACUGAACAACUAUAAUCAGCUAUGCAUGCCGAAGACGGACAUGCCUGUUCCAGUUCCAAAGAAAACGAGCCUGAAGGAUGUGCUGGCCAUUGCUGGUGGUCAGCAUCACACUCUUGUACUGACAUCCGACAACAAAUGCCACUCCAUUGGUCGUCGGGACUACGGUCGUCUAGGAUUAGGCGAACUCAGCGAGGACGUAGCUGAAUUAACAGCAGUCAAAGCGUUACAAGAGAGAGAAGUGGUCCAGAUAUCAUGUGGUGAAGCCCAAUCAUUUGCAGUGACUAAAGACGGUGAAGUCUAUGCGUGGGGCAUGGGAUCAAAUCAGUCAUUGGGAACUGGCAAGGAAGAUGACGAAAUGGUACCAGUACUCCUCAACAGCAAGGAAGUAAAAGGAAAGAAAGUAUUAAAGGUGACCAGCGGCGGACAGCAUUCGUUAUUCUUAGUUGACGGUGAGGAAUUGAAACCUGUAUGUACUUAUAUUUCAAGUACAAAAAAGCAAAGUAUGCGUUGAAUGAAAUACACAACGUUUCAGUUUUCCUACACGAUUUACAAUAUUUGGGGAUGUAUCCUUGACUGUUCUACCUCGUGCACGUUUGUUAUAUAUUUUUUUGUAACUAGGAGUAAAGUGUUUAAUUUAACUAAUGUAACUGUUCUAAGUUUUCUGGAAAUGAAAGAAAUAAAUAAAUGACAUUCGAAAAGA
Messenger RNA from Hermetia illucens (black soldier fly), 1652 nucleotides. RefSeq names its product regulator of chromosome condensation-like. The transcript is spliced from 4 exons. Gene Ontology annotation, molecular function: guanyl-nucleotide exchange factor activity. The record is from RefSeq and is a predicted model, not a curated record. Gene Ontology annotation, cellular component: cytoplasm. Bases 177 to 1463 code for a protein of 428 amino acids. Lineage: Eukaryota; Metazoa; Arthropoda; Insecta; Diptera; Stratiomyidae.